AUGAGAGAAGAUAAUUUAGUUAAAGAACCAGACGCAAACACAAUACCAAGUGUGGUUCCUAUCGCCAACGAAUGGAUGAGAAAAUUAGUUCUAAUUAUAGGCAAUCAAAUGAAUUCAAAUUUAUUCAUCAGCUCUUUUUCCGGCGAGAGUUUAGAAAUGGGCGAUAUGGGAUGGGAAACCUAG
Messenger RNA from Clunio marinus, 183 nucleotides. Lineage: Eukaryota; Metazoa; Arthropoda; Insecta; Diptera; Chironomidae. The record is from the annotation of a GenBank genome assembly.